This is a messenger RNA of Scatophagus argus, 7669 nucleotides long. Its product is annotated as NACHT, LRR and PYD domains-containing protein 12-like. The coding region runs from base 413 to 3877 and encodes 1154 amino acids. The transcript has 10 exons. The record is from RefSeq and is a predicted model, not a curated record. Gene Ontology annotation, molecular function: protein binding. NCBI's taxonomy places the organism in Eukaryota, Metazoa, Chordata, Actinopteri, Scatophagidae.
GUGAAAGACUUGCAUUUAAUUUUUUACUAAAGAAAAAGUAUGAAAGUAUUAGCAUCAAAUAUACCAAGUAAAAGUACUCAUUACGUAGAAGGCCAUCAGUUUAAUGUUGAAGUGUGAUGAAGACUGAAAACAUAUUGCACCUAAUAUUGUUGUGGCUUUAUAUGGAGCAGGGUUCAUGUUAAAAAUGCCACUCUCGAGUGAAUGAAGAGUAUCUGUAGUUAGCUGAGGGCUCCAGCAGGGGGAGUGCAGAGCUGCUGAGCUACUUUACGCGGUGCACUUCGCUCCCUCCUCUCAGUCGGUACACUCAUGACCUGAGGGAAUUCUGUGGCUGCGUAUGUUUAACUCAUUUCUCCCCCUUUUAGGCUCUGCGCAGGAUGGUCAUACCUCAUGAGAAAUUCAUGAGGAACCAGUGAUGACGACCGUUAAGGAGCUGCUUUUGGAAACACUGGAUGAUCUUGGAGAUGAAGAGCUGAAGAUUUCCAAGUGGUUUCUGCAGCAAGCUGAAAUCCUGGAAGGCUUUCCAGCCAUCCCAAAAAGCCAACUGGAGAAGGCUGACAGGCUAGACACACUAGACCUGAUAGUACAGACCUACAAAGAACAGUGUGUGGAAGUGACCAAGAUGGUGUUGACAAAGAUCAGCAGGAAUGACCUGGUGCAGAGUUUGGCCAACAUCAGCUCAGGAGUCAAACCAAAGUCAGCCAACAGCAAUCAAACUGAAGGCUUCCUUGAGCCAGAACCUGACCCUUCAGAACUCAUUGCAUCAUAUCAGCGCACACUCCAGUCACACCUGCAGAACAGGUUUAUGUGUGCACAAGAAGGGUGGACAGAAAGGAUGGAUAAAAAACACCUUGAUGACAUCUACAUAGAGCUCUAUGUCACAUAUGGGAGAGCUGUAAACAUCAACAGGCAGCAUGAGGUUAGGCAGGUUGAGAUGGCAUCAAUAGAACCAUGCGGAACAGAGCAACCAGUCCAAACCAACGAUAUAUUCAAACACCCUUCUGGAAAAAACACACCAGUAAGAACAGUUCUGACCAGUGGGAUUGCAGGAAUUGGCAAAACAUUCCUUGUACACAAGUUCAUUCUUGACUGGGCUGAAGGACGAGCCAAUCAAGAUGUGCAUCUCACAUUCCCAUUCACCUUCCGUCAGCUGAAUUUACUGAAGGGGAGAAGGUUUCGUUUUGCUGAGCUCAUUCAUGAAUGUAUCAGGGAAACCAGAGAUAUCAGUAAGGAGGCUCUUAAUUAUAUCUUCACAAAACUACAGGCUUCAGGAAAUACCAACUAUGAUAAAAGUAAAUUUAAACUUCUGUUUGUUCUUGAUGGACUGGACGAAAGCCGCCUUCAGCUCGACUUUACUAACAAGGAAAAAUGUUCUGUUGAUGAGCCAUUGUUGGUGAAUGAUCUGCUGGCAUACCUCAUCAAGGGGAAACUGCUCCCCUCUGCUCGCCUCUGGAUAACCACACGACCAGCCGCAGCCAGUCAGAUCCCUCUUGACUUUAUUGACAUCUUGACAGAGGUGAGGGGAUUCACUAAUCCACAGAAGGAGGAGUACUUCAAGAAGAGAUUCAGAGAUCAGGAGGUUUGUGGCAGAAUCCUCUCCCACAUCAGGACAUCACGAAGUCUUCACAUCAUGUGCCACAUCCCGGUCUUCUGCUGGAUUGCUGCUACAGUUCUGGAGGAUAUGUUGAAAACCAGAGACAAAGAAGAGCUGGCCAAGACUCUGACUGAGUUGUACAUAGAAUUUUUGCUGUUUCAAAUCAGGCAGACAAGAGACAAGUAUGACACAGAGAAGAACAUUCAGUACAUUCAGUCGCUUGCAAAACUUGCCUUUCACCAACUAGAAAAGGGGAACCUGAUUUUCUACGAACAAGAUCUCAAAGAGAGUGGCAUUGAUUUUAAUGAAGCCUCUGUCUACUCAGGAGUGUUCACGCAGAUCUUUAAAAAGGAGCGCCACUCGAAGCAGACCCAGGAUGAGGAUAAGAUGUUCAGCUUUGUGCAUCUGAGCAUUCAGGAGUUUUUGGCUGCUGUUUAUGUGUUGCAGUCACUCAUUAACAGAAACAAAAAUGUAAUGGCACAACAACAGUUCAAGUUUCACAGUGUGCAGAUGCUUUUCAGCAAACCGUCUAUGGGAGAGGUCCAAAGAAUGGCUAUUAACAGGGCCUUACAGAGUCCUAAUGGACACCUGGACUUGUUCCUCCGCUUCUUCCUGGGUCUCUCCCUGGAGACCAGUCAGAAUAGUCUAGAGGGCCUUCUGAAACAGACGAUGAGUACUUCAGAAGGCAAUCAAGAAACAGUGCGGUACAUUAAGGAAAAGAUCAGAGAGAAUCCAUCUCCAGAGAGAUGCAUCAACCUGUUCCACUGCCUGAAUGAGCUCAAUGAUCAUUCUCUAGUGGAGGAGAUCCAGCAGUAUCUGAGUUCAGGAAGUUUGUCUACAGACAAACUCUCUCCUGCUCAGUGGUCAGCUCUGGUCUUCAUCUUACUGUCAUCAGGAAAAGACCUGGACACAUUUGAUCUCAGAAAGUACUCUGCUACAGAGGAAGGUCUCCUGAGGCUGCUGCCAGUGGUCAAGAACUCCACUGCGUUCUUCCUGAGUGGCUGUAACUUGUCAAACAGAAGCUGUGAGGCUCUGGCCUCAGUUCUCAACUCCCAGUCCUCCAAUCUGAGAAAGCUGGAUCUGAGUAAUAACAACCCAGGGGAUUCAGGAGUGAAACUGCUGUACGCUGGAAUGGAGAGUCCGUACUGUAGACUAGAAACUCUAAGCCUGAGUGGUUGUAAGCUAUCCUGGAGAAGCUGUGAAGCUCUGACCUUGGUGCUCAGCUCCCAGUCCUCCACUCUGAGAGAGCUGGACCUGAGUAACAACCACCUGGAGGAUCCAGGAGUGAAGCUGCUCUCUGCUGGACUGAUGAGUCCUUGUUGUAAACUGGAAACACUCAGGUUGAAUGUGUGUAACCUGUCAGAGAGAAGCUGUGAAGCUCUGGUCUCAGUUCUCAGCUCACAGUCCUCCUGUCUGAGAGAGCUGGACCUCAGUAACAAUAACCUGCAGGAUUCAGGGGUGAAACUGCUUUCUGCUGGAUUAGAGAGCCCACACUGCACACUGGAAACUCUCAGGUUGUCAGGCUGCCUGGUCACAGAAGAAGGCUGUACCUCUUUGGCUUCAGCUCUGACCUUGAACCCCUCCCAUCUGACAGAGCUGGACCUGAGUUACAAUCACCCAGGAGACUUGGGGGUGAAGCUGCUGUCUGUUGGAAAGGAGGAUCCACAGUGGAGACUGGAAACUUUCUGUGUGGACCAUAUUGGCACAAAGUGGUUGCAGUCUGGUCUGAGGAAGUAUGCCUGUGAACUCACCCUCGACCCAAACACAGCAAACGGUUACCUCUCUCUCUCCGAAGACAACAGAACGGUAACGCUGGUGAGGGAGAAGCAGCCGUAUCCUUACCACCCGGAGAGAUUCGACGACUGGAAGCAGGUGCUGUGUACAAACGGACUGACUGGCCGCUGUUACUGGGAGGUGGAGAGAAAAGGGUGGGUGUCUGUAGGAGUGACUUACAGGGGAAUCUGCAGGGGAGGAAAAGGUACUGACUGCUGCCUCGGGCUCAGCAACACAUCUUGGAGCAUGUGUUGCUCUCGUGACCGUUACGCCGCCUUUAACAACAACAGAAUGACAGCAAUAUGUGAGAGCACCUCCGUUUCUGACAGAGUAGCAGUGUAUCUGGACUGGCCUGCCGGCACUCUUUCCUUCUACAAAGUCUUGUCUGACACACUGAUCCACCUCCACACCUUCCACUGCACAUUCACUGAACCUCUCUAUCCUGCAUUUGGGUUUGAGUAUAUGAUUAAGGUCGACACCACAGUGUCUCUGUGUCAGAUCACAGUGUCUUAACAAACUCUCCACAGAGGGAGAGUAACUUGUACAAGAAUUUGUCCACUUUGAAAUUAAAAUCACUCAAGGUGUGUUUGUUUAUGAUGACACAUGAAAUGAUAGUUCUUAUGAACUAUUUUCUUUGGUGUCUCUUUUGUAGGUUUCACCCCUUAACCUGAUAACAGUUUUCAAAUGUUAAAAGCAUGCAAUUUUAAGUUAAAGGUUAAAGGACGGGCUAAUAAGUGUCACCACAUGCAGAGACUGAAGAAGAAAGCCUGGGCUGAGGGACCAGCUGGAGCCUGUCUUAGUGGACUCUGCAUAUUCUCUCUCCAUGUGCUCUGGUUCUCCCAGCAUGUAUGUAAGGUCGGUUCUGCUGUUGGUGCCCAUAAUCAAAGCUCUCCUUUACAACUGUGGUUGGGUGCCCCACCAGAGCCAUGUAUUCGUUUCAGGAGGUGGUUGAGACCAAAAACAGAGCUAAUAGAGAGAAUACUGAGCUGGUUCCGAACCUCUUUUUUAAGAAGUACACCCAAAGCUCAGUCCGAUGAUUCAAAUGUGUUCAUUUAAACUUAUUUCAAAUUGGAUGUUAUUUAAUCGUAAUCUGUCAAAGUGCUUAUUGUCAUAUGCACAGAAGAAACACAUUUCCCUGUACAGUGAAAUUCUUGCUUUGCUGCCUGCACUGAAUGCCAAGACAAAUAAUGGAUGUUACAUUUUCAUACAGUUGAACCAUUGUUUAGUUUGGUUUGGUCAACUUUGCAGUUGAUCUACCACACAGCAUGACAAAAGUUCAGCAAUCCAAUCAUUUAUCCUUUAUGUUUAGUGAUCUCUUUCAAUGCGCAUCACUGCACUACUUGUUAUUGUAUUCAGUACAUGUACCUUAUUAUUUCAUCCUGUCUGUUUGCUUGUAAACUGUGUUUCACAUUCAUUUUAUUACAGUUGCACUCAAAUUAGUUUUUUAAAAAUAAAUAUUUACUACUGUGCUAGACAGUAACAUACGAAAACUAUUAUUAGCAUUAACCAACCACAGGUCCUUUAGCAAAGUAAACUUAUGACUCAAAUUAUUUCAUGUUAUAUAAAAUGAAAAGAUGUCCGCCAUCCUGCCUCAGUCUACCAAUAAGAUAAAGCAAAUAAACUCAUUUUGGAAAAACACUGAAAUAAAGGGAUUAUGUCUGAAAGGUAAACAUUCAGUCUGGCUUGACACCCGGAAACAAAUAUCACCCCACCUUUUGCAUCAACACUGGGUGUACAUCUUCAGAGUAAAGAAAAAACACACAAAAACACACACCUCAUGUAUCAGGACUGAACAACAUUUUAUUCUGUACUUUUCCAGAACAUCUGUACAAUACCAACACUUUUCAAGACCUGGAAAUAAUCACUUCUGUCAGUAAUCCAGGCUUUAUAGAGCCACAGAAGAACCCUGCUUUAAGCACAACACAGCACAACCAAACAGGGAUAUGAUUCUUCACUUCUAUUUCAGGAAGUGUGUUGCAAUCAACAUUUUGGCAAUGACAUAUAUUCUGCUAGGAGCUGCUUCUCAUAUAAACAUUCUAUAACAUAAUAAAACAAAUAAAAGGAAUGCCCUAUAUUAGUGAUCCCACUUAACACCUGGCAGAGGACCAGGGUUUGACAGAACAAAGACUGCCAGUGCUCCUCUCUCCAUUAACACGGCUGCAGACAGCUAAAGGCAGGCUGGAGGACAAUGGAAGGCAGACAGGAAAUACAACAAGCACAAAAGUCAUUUGUCUGACACCUUUUCUCAUCGUGUUGGAAAGCUUCUUGAAAACAAUAGAAGAAGGGUGGUAUGCUGAAGUUCAUGAACCCGUAUUUGGACUGAAAGUUCAAUACUUUUGGAAAUACUCUUAUUGCCUUUCUGGUACACAUAGCACACCGACUGGGAAAUGAGGGAAACAUGUAGCCUGUCUCUGUGAAAAGGUAAUAAAAUUCCCCUGCCCACAUCUCUAAUACUCACUGACAUAUACAUCUUUUAUGUGGAAUGUGUACAUAAUGGGCAACUGUUUGGCACAUUAUCCCUUGUAAAAUUGGGGAACUGACAUUUUCACAAUUUGUAUAGAUCAAACAAACAAGAUAACAGUUGAAUGAGUGAGCUUUAAAGGUGCUUCUGGGUGGAUUUUUUUAAUUACCUAUGGGCAGAGAGAGGAUAGACAUUUCCCCGAGUCUUCGGUCUUUAUGCUAAGCUAAGCUAAACAACAGGUGGCUGUAGCUUCACAUUUACUGUACAGACAGGAAGUGCUCAGUACAUAAGCAUCGAACAAGUGUAUUUCCAGAAAUAUAAAACUACUCUUUAAAGAAUAGACUCAGAUUAUUUAUCUUCAUCUCAGUGCAAUACUCAUAUCCUUUAUACAUAUUGGAAGUGUUACUAUGACUAGUUACUCCAGCCUCUCCUCACUAGGUUUGAAGAGAUCCAUUCCCAAUGUUUAAUGUAAAGUUGCAUUGUAAAGUUAACCUGAAGCCUCUAUGAAGCGUCAACAGUCUGAGUUAGUCAAAUCAAUCUUGGAAGAACAGCAAUAAACCUAUAUGUGAUUACCAGUAUGAACCAUAAACUAUAAAAUAUGGGUGAAUCUUUCUGGGUGUGACAAGUGAAGCCAAAGCAGUGCUAUAAACUUGCAUUCUUUCUAAAUGAUAAGCAGGGGCAAUUCGUCUGAUUCCACCAUUUAGAGGAACAAACAAUGAGAUAACAAGAUGAUGACCCCAGUGAUGCCAAACCUGAGGCUUCAAAAUGGUAAUCCCUACACUACUUCUAUAUACAGUCCAUGGGGGAAAAAAAAACUUCUGCUGGACUGAAACGAGGACUGCAGAUUUUGUCCCAUUUCUUAGAACUGACUGGAAAGGGAAUUCAAGGUGAAACGAUUACAACAGUCAAUAACACUUUCAACACACACAAGGCAUGUGAGAUGACUGGAUUAAAAUGAACCUGAAAAAAUCCAAAACUUAUUCUUUUGGAGGGUUUCCUCUCCUGUCUCUUCUGAGAGAACCUAAACUCUGUGUGUUCACACUGAAAGGACUGAAACUGAAAAACUUUGGCUAAUGAGAUUUCAGAUUCACAGAAACAAGAAUUAGCUGAGUACAAGGUUUAUCUGUUUAUUUUCAUCAAGAAGCUUUUUGUCAGGAAAUCCCAUAUUUAAGUCAUAACUCAAAUUAUGUAGAGACCAGUGCCAAAGCAGUGAAAGUGCUUGAUUUGCACUGUGUUUAACCAGAUGAAACCAAUGCCUUUGGUCGGCCCUAAUUCAGACAGAAUGGUUACUUACAGUGCGAACACAUAGAAAGUUAUGUGUGCUUGACUCCAGUAGUUCCCUGAAGCCUGGGUGGAUCUAGCUAAAGCACGGGAUGGUUUUGGUUUGUAUCUUGACAAAUUAAUCAUAAGAGCCAGCAACCCAAACAGCAGGGUUUCCAUAUAAACAAUGCACCCUAAAAACUGUAAAUAAGCAUUUGUUUCAGCACGACAAUGAAAAAGCAGCAUAACAAAGAGUAUAAAGGUGGAUGUCAAUGAAACUGACAAUUCUCUAACGGCUUCUUAUCUGGUAAACAGAUUUCAACAGCACUAUUAGAACUGAGAGUUAAGCAAAACUUUUGUAUAAUACACAGGAAUCACUGUAUUGAGAAUUGCGAGCUGCUGAUGUUUUACGUGGCCCGGUAGCAGAGGCGGAUGAGGUCCGGACUGAAAGAGCUGUGGCGUAGCUUCACCCUGGCCAGAGGAGACAAGGCACGUGACUCGCAAAGCCUCGCCAAAUAGUCACUUUCUCAAACUACCUUCUAUUGUUAAAAAGGUUCGUCUUUCCUUCUUCCCCUCUCUAAUUC